Molecule: messenger RNA, 2380 nt
Organism: Xyrauchen texanus (razorback sucker)
Lineage: Eukaryota; Metazoa; Chordata; Actinopteri; Cypriniformes; Catostomidae
Product: E3 ubiquitin-protein ligase Praja-2-like
Exons: 9
Coding region: 79-2082 (667 amino acids)
Source: RefSeq, a predicted model, not a curated record
ACGUGUCACGUGACCUUAAGUUUGGUGUUGACGUUAGCAGAGUUAGAUGUGACACGAGAGGCAUCCAGGAACACAGUAAUGGGUCAAGAAACAGGCAAGUCUGCAUGGCCCAAACCAGCUGGAGGAUACCAGACCAUCUCAGGCAGGAGAUACGGCCGAAGACACGCAUACAUUAGCUUCCGCCCGGUUACAGACAAACGCAGAGCCACAUCCACUGUGGACUGUCAGAGCAUGAAGAGGACCAGUAGUCAUAAGGACCAUGCAGUGGCCUCUAAGGGCAACAUUUCUUCAGUGCUUCAGACCAUCAUCCCAGUGGCACCCUCAAAUUCACUGCGGCCUGGUUUAAAUGCAACAUCAAAUCGGCAUGGCCAUAGUAGGAAACAGUCCUUGUUGUACAAAGCCCUAAAAGCCCCUGCAAACCAUUUAAAGAGACCAAAGAGUGACCAGGUUGUGCCAUAUGAUAGUAACUAUCAUUCUGAUAUAGAUAGAAAUAAUCAGGCCAGAGUUUGGCCCCAACAUGAAGAAACCAAGACCCAAACAAGCCCUGAAGUUCUGAGCUACAUCAACAUUGACGCCUAUGAGCCUGACAGUAGCGAUGCUGAUGAGGAGGACUUGAGUUCCAACCCAUCUCAGGCCGCUCAGGAGAAGAGACUUGAUGGUUUGAUUUGCAAACUGGGAGUAAAUGUAGAUUCCCUUGAAGAUUCAGAACAUUCACCAGAAGUGGCACCUUCUAAAACAUCAACAGAACUCGGUUGUGCUGAACCAGAUUCACACAGAACAGUAAAAGCAAACAGGAAAGUUGGUCAGUUGUUGGUUGGUGAAGACCAUGUUCCUAAAUGCCAAGGGGUGACGGCAAGCGCCGGCCCCGUUUCCUUCAAAAAUGUUGGAAAUACAGAUCCUGAAGAAAUAUUUCAGUCAGAAAUGGUCGUAAGGCCAAAGAUCCGCAAACAGACGAGCGAGACACGCCUUGAAAGGAGGAAACGGCCUGAAAAAGAGGAAAAGGGUCAUUUGUCAGGCUCGGUAGUCAAGUGUGACUCGGCACCUCCGGGUUUCCUCGCACAAACAAGCCGUGAAAGGGAGUUCCCCUUUGAUUUCCCUCCCUUGACACUGAAUGACCUCAACCCUCUGCAGAGGACACGAGAGGAUAGUUGCAACACUACAAAAUAUGACGAUGAUGAUGAGAUCUGGGAAGAUCUAAAGAACUUUGGAGAGAAAAAGGUGGACAUAUCUGAAAAGAGCCAUGAAAGCAGCAGCGAAGAAUGCAGCGAGGGCGAGUGGUCGGCCUCAUGGACGUCUGACUCGGGGCUGGAGAAGGAGAGGUGCACCAGUGAAGAAAGCUGGGAGACUCUGCAUGGCAUGGAUGAGCUGCCUGGUUGCAGCAGCAGUAGCAGCAGUCUGGAAGAAGUGCCUUCUCUCAACCUUGCUCUAGAGGAGCAGACCCCUCUGGAAGAGGGUGAGAUCCCCUGGCUGAUGUAUAAUGAGGACUCGGGCAGCAGUAGUGAUGAGGAUCCGGAUGGUGUGAGUCAGUUUGUCCACCCUGGACUCUUUAUCCUGGAUGGCAACAACAACCUGGAAGACGACUCCAGCAUGAGUGAGGAUCUGGACACAGAGUGGAGGUUUCUUGAUGAAUUUAAUGAGGGUUUUGGGAUGGCUCAAGCAAUCUCUUAUGUGGAUCAUUCCCAGCUCCUCACUUACAUGGCAUUGGAGGAGCGUCUCGCUCAGGCUAUGGAGGCAGCACUGGCUCAUCUGGAGUCUUUAGCUGUUGAUGUGGAGCAGGCCCAUCCCCCUGCUACCGAACAGAUCAUCAACUGCCUACCACAGAUCACAGUGCAGGCCGACAACACUGAGCAGGAGCAGUGCUGUGCCAUCUGCUGCAGUGAAUAUGUCAACGAUGAGAUUGCCACUCUGCUGCCGUGCCGCCACAUGUUCCAUAAACUCUGUGUCACUCUCUGGCUCAGGAAGUCUGGUACGUGUCCAGUGUGUCGGCAUGUUCUGACCUCAGCUGAGACCGAAUCCCCGUCUUUAAAUUCUGAACAAGACACAUCACCGUCCAAUCACAGCGCACCUGGAGGAACAUGCUGAUCUCUGCGCACCCAUCAAUCAAAACAUCCCCCAGUGUAAUAUUCCAAUAAUAAUAAUAAAAAAUAAUCAUAGUACCACAAAACAGUUUUGCAUCUGAUAGUUCUUUGCUGUCCGGCGACAGGCCUGGUGUUAAUAAGCAUCGCUUUAAUCAAUUCAGCAUUCUGACAAAGCAGCAUCCCAAGAAGGUUGCUACCCUGAACUCUCUCUUAACAAUUCAGCUAUCCAAUCAGAGGUAAUUCAGUUGGCUGAGGUGCAUUGUAACUUCCUGAUUUAAGCAUACAUACCUGGAAAAUAAAUG